GGCAAUAAUCAAGUUGUCAAGUCAAGUUGGAAUUGUUGCACAUUUUUAAUAAAUAUUUAAUCAUAUGUUAUAAAUAAUAAUAAAAAUUCCCGUGGGCCUUUAGUGGAUUUCAUCCAUCGAAUACCGCCGAACGUCGCGUAAAUGUGCGUAGCGUGUGAUGGUUACAUUUUAGGAAACAUCGUUGAGUAAAUUCGAUUCGAGUGCAUCGCGAUGGCCGGGCCGGACGUGGCAGCCCUAGCGGCGGAUUUAGCGCGCGCCGUCGAGCUCACCAUGAGCACGGGGGCCUCCCAGCAGGACAGGUUCAGGGCCUACCAAGCUUGCGAGAGCUUCAAAGAAACGUCCCCGCUUUGCGCGGAGGCCGGGCUCUAUCUGGCCGCCGGUACUCACCACUCGUCGAUAUCCAGGCAUUUUGGCCUCCAACUCAUGGAGCAUACCGUCAAGUACCGCUGGACUCAAAUCUCCCAACAGGAGAAGAUCUUUAUUAAGGAGAAUGCUAUGAAGUUACUAUCCGCCGGAGGCAUCAGCGAUGAAACCCACAUGAAGGACGCUUUGAGCAGGGUGGUUGUCGAGAUGGUUAAGCGGGAAUGGCCCCAACAAUGGCCCGGUUUGUUGAACGAAUUGUCCGAUGCCUGUGCUUGCGGAGAAACCCAAACCGAACUAGUUCUACUAGUUUUCUUGCGGCUGGUUGAAGACGUAGCUUUAUUACAGACGCUCGAAUCGAACCAACGACGUAAGGACAUCUACCACGCUCUCACCGCUAACAUGGCGGUGAUUUUCGAAUUUUUUCUACGAUUAAUCGAAUUACACGUCGGGCAAUUCAGGCUACACAGCGAAUCGAACGUGACUAAAGCGAACGCUCACUGCCGAGUGGUGCAAGUGGUACUACUAACACUGACCGGCUUCGUCGAAUGGGUUUCUAUGACUCACAUCAUGGCACAGAACGGAAGACUGCUACAAAUCCUAUGUUUACUACUCAACGAUGCCGCAUUUCAAUACUCCGCAGCCGAAUGUCUAUCGCAGAUUGUCAACCGCAAGGGCAAGGCCGACGAAAGGAAACCCAUACUGAUAUUAUUCAACAACGAACCGAUACAGUGCUUGUUGACCGCCGCCAAAAAUCCAGGGACCAUCGGAGACGAACAACACUACUUGUUCAAGAAGAAAUUGAUCCAAGUAUUGCUGGGUUUGACGACGCAAGUGUGUAGCUUAUGGGGCAAGGACGGCUUGGCGCGUCCGUCGAAUUUCACGAUGUUCCUCGAGGCCAUACUGGCGUACAGCGUACACCCGAGCUUGUGUCUAGCUCACGGAGCUAAUCCCAUAUGGAACAGCAUGCUGAAGAACGAGCACGUCGCCAGGGACCCGAUUUUCCUGUCGUACAUACCGCAGUGGGUGCAAUGUACGGCCCCUAAAAUCGUGAAGUUCUGCUUUCCGGUCGGCAAGAGCCCCACGAACGGCGACGGUGGCGAGAAAAUCCUGUACGCGAAGCUGGAUUUCGACAGCGAAGAGGAAUUUUCGGCGUUCUUUUAUAGAUGUCGAUCAGAUAUGCUCGAUUCGUUUAGACAUGCGACUGUUGUGGCGCCUUUAGUUACUUUCAAUUACGUUGAACAGUGGUUAAUAAAAUGUCUACAAGUACCGAAUACGACUGUGGGAUUGUCUAUGUCCGAUCCUGUCUAUCAGGAAUGGGAGGCGUUGUCGAAUUUUUUAGAAAGUAUCCUUAGUAGGGUGCUGCAAGCUAUGGAACGACCAUCUAUCGCUUCUGGGCUGAGAUUACUUCAACUGUGCUUGUCGUAUCAACCUGCGGAUCCUUUAAUUCUGUCAACUUUACUCACGUGCAUUUCGGCUUUGUUUGUGUUUCUGAGCAUGUCAACGGGACAAAUGGCGCCUACUGCUAAUUCAGUAGCAGCUUCGGGCGCCGCGCUUUUGCCCCAAGUGUUAGAAAAAAUCUUUUCGACGCUAGUCUAUACGCCCGAAGGCGUUUCGGUCAACAACAGAUCUCGAGCUGUUAAGAACGUCAGACGUCACGCGGCGUCUCUAAUGGUGAAAAUAGGUAACAAAUAUCCCCUUUUGUUGCUGCCCGUGUUCGAUCAAAUCAGAGCUACGGUCGACAAUUUAUCCAGACCGGACGGGCCAGCGAAUUUGAGCAUCUUAGAGAAGAUAACUUUGCAAGAAGCUCUUUUAUUAAUAUCCAAUCAUUUCGGAGAUUACGAUAGGCAGAGUACGUUCGUAGGAGAAGUAUUGAGGGAUGCCAAUGUUCAAUUUUUAGAUAUUAUCAACGCAGGUGCAUUUAGAAACGCGACUAAUUUCAUCAGUUUCAUCGGCCUCGAUAAGCCCCCGGUGCCCAGUAACACGGAAGACGUGUGCGGCCAGAACCGCGGCAACAUCAUGUUCUGCCUGAACCUCCUCCUGGGGGCCAUCAAGCGGUGCGCCUGGCCCGACGAUCCGGAGCGAGCGACGCGCGGCGGCUUCGUCGUCUCGCUGACGGAGUCCGGGAAUCCGGUGUGCAGGAAUCCGGCGGCGCCGCACGUCGUGCCCCUCUUGCCGCACAUACUCAAUCUGAUGAAGAUUUUCAACGAGCUGUUCUCGCCCGAGGCGCAGAACAUGAUACACGAGAGUUACAAGGAUUGCUUGGGCAUGCUGGAGACCGAGAGGAUGAAUUUGUUGGGGUUGAUCGGGCACAUCGUAGGCGACGCCGGCGACGCGCAAGCGGUGCAGAGUCCUCUGGAGAGGAUGCAAAGGUUUUUGAGCGGUUUACACGAGACUUGUUAUCAUAUGAUGGGAUCGUUGGGCCCGUCUUUAGGUAGAGAUUUGUACAAUAUACCAGAGCUCGGUUUGGCUAUCGUUAAUAGUGUGUUGUCGUUUAUACAAUUUAUACCGGAUUAUAGGAUUCGACCAAUCAUAAGAGUGUAUCUAAGGCAAUUUAUCUUUUCGUGUCCGGCUCCAUUUUACGAAGUGGUCAUUCUACCAAUCAUGGUUCAUCUUGCGCCUAUUAUUCUUUCGAGAUUGCACACGAAAUGGCAGCAAGUUAUCGAAUUCCGCAAUCGCGAGGCGCACGAAGACAACCAAGACACGCAGGAGGUGCUCGAAGACAUCCUGACGCGCGCAUUGACCAGGGAAUAUUUGGAUUUGCUGAAAGUGGCUUUAGUCGGCGGAUCCGUUAUGCCGGAAUCCACCGCUGAUUCCAUGGAAACGGAGGAAUACAGCACCGAUUCGCCCACACCGCCUCACACCAGAUCUAACAUAACGAACGAAGUCAUCUCCGAUUUAGGUUUGAUAUUGUUGCGUAACGAAAAAACCUGCCAUUCGAUCGUGCUGGCUGUGCUGGGAGCGCUGUCGUGGAUCGACAGUAACGCAUCGUUAAAGGCCACUUCGUUGAUCGGACCUAUUGUUCGGCAACUUGUAUCGGAUAAAUCGUUGAACGGAGACGUGGCGGCUCACAUUAUGGCUGCUGUAUUGAACGCUUUGACCCUUCACGGUCAGCAUGAGGCUAACCAAGGGUCCUUGUUGACGUUAGGGGCUCAGAUUUACGAGCUGCUGAGGCCUACGUUCCUCGAAGUUCUGGCGGUUAUGCAGCAAAUCCCCGGUGUGAAUCCGGUCGAUUUGCAGAAAUUAGACGAGAGAAUAUCCGGGAAUACCAGCAAAGGCAACAAAGUGGAGAAAGUUAAGAAGGAUCUCUUUAAGAAGAUUACCGGAAGCUUAAUAGGAAGAAGUAUGGGACAGUUGUUUAAGAAGGAGGUGAAAAUACACGACUUGCCGCGAAUAGUAGUACCGAAAAAACCGGAUAGCGAUGAAGUAAUCCCGAAUUUGAGGAAUGCGUUCAGUUAGUGAAGCGUACUCGUUUUACUUAUUUAUUGAUUGGUGAAUUGUGCAACAUUCCUGAACAAGAGCGGAUCAACAUGAAGAAUUUGUGAUGUGAACAUUGAAUUUUAUUGACGAAAAAAAAAAAAUAUGUUACUUGUUUUGUAUCCACAAUACAAUUUUUUAAAAAUCGAAAAAUAGCAGAUUGAUUGAUGCAUUUAUUUUGUGUUCCUCCACUCUUGUUGCUGUUGUUCAGUUUUAGACUGGUACCUAUUUUCAUACUUUAUAAUAAUUGCCACAUUUUGUACAGAAUUUGUUAGUUUUAUUUUUAUUUAAGUUUUUUUUUUGUUAUGAUUUAAAAUAAAAAAGCUUAUUCUUAGAGAACUAACAGGUAUAUUUAAGAAACUUCUACGACUACGGGAGCAUCGUCUUCGUCUUCGGAAUCCAAAUGGCUGAAAUCCCACUGAUAGAGGUUGGUUAAUUUCUUCAUGAAUCGUUGAGAUUUCGUUUUUAAGAAACCAUCCACUUCAGAGUCUUUUAUCGACCUAAAUAAUUGCUUUAAUUUAACGUAAACGAAGUUGCUAUUCGUCACGAUGUCCGCUAAAAAUUCCUCUGGUAUUUCCUGAAUUUGCAGCUCUAUUAUCGUUAUAAAUAUAUCGUAUAAAUGUUUUCGUUUAGUAAUACCUAUUUCGCAAGAGCAGAAUAGGCUGAAUAGUUUCUUCCACUGUUCGAAGGCUUCUAAACUGUGCCCAACUAGAAAGCAAAUGUAACACAGUUGCAUCUCUCCUAAAAUUUCUGUUGUUAUGCUGUAUUUGUUGAUCAUUUGGUCCAGAACGUACGAGGAAUCCAAGGAAUAUUUUGUAAUGUCCGAUACAGUCGCAUUUUCUGGAUAGUUUCUUUCCGGGAAUGGCGUAAAGUUCAACUCGGUGCCUUCUUUAGCUUUCAAAGUAGGCAAAAAACUGUGUUCGGUUUCUUGGGAUAAUUUCGGGCUCUUAGAGGCAGAUUGUUCCGGUUGUUCCCCGUUAUUUGCAGCCUUCCUUUUACCUCUCGGUCUAUCAGCAUCACUACAAGGUUGCAGUUCUAAUGCUGAUUGAAUAUAUCCAGUCGUAGGAGUUAUACGCUCGAUUAACCCAUUCGUAAUGCACGAGCAUAAGCUUUUCCAUUUGUCGAGGAUAUCGUACGGAUAGGGUCCCAAGAAAGCGUCCAUAAGAAGGAUGUUCUCUUUCAAAUUCACUACCUCAGUCUCCGAUACUUCCUCGUUGCUGAUGCAUUCGUUCUUUCUGUCCCAUUUUUUGACUAAAACCUCCGAUUUUCUGAACGUUUUGAAAAAGCCCGUCCUCGGGGCCGUAUCGCCAGUGCUCGACACGCCGCUGAAGAAUAUAUAAUGUGUCCCCGGUGGUAUCAUUUUCACCCCUCUGAAUUUAUCGCCUGUAUUCCACGAUUUUAAAUCGAUGCCGAACUCCGUGCCUUCAGGGACGUUUAACAGGAUGAAAAAAGCGCCUUCGGCCAAAAGAUUCUUGGCUGUUUGUUGGUCCAUAAUUAUUUAUUUUCUUUUUAUAAUAAAUAAACUUUAUAUUUACAAUGUUU
Phyllotreta striolata is the source of this 5379-nucleotide messenger RNA. NCBI's taxonomy places the organism in Eukaryota, Metazoa, Arthropoda, Insecta, Coleoptera, Chrysomelidae. The record is from the annotation of a GenBank genome assembly.